UUUCCAGCCGCUCGCAAGGAAGUAGGGCCAGCCCUCGCACAGCCAUUUGCCCUUCCCUUGCCCGCACCCAACAUGGCGCCGGCGAAGCGUCCUCUGGCGCAUGCGCGAAGGCAGGAGCUGCGCGGCGGGAGCUGCGCGUGCCGCGACCGUGAGGCAUGUGGCGGCUCGCGCGGUCGCUGAGGCAGAGCGGCUCGAGCUGGCAGUUGGGCGGUGCGGCCGUCGCUCGGUUGACGGUCGCCGCGGGGUCUCCGGCGCCGAGCGGGAGCCCCGGCGGUUGGUACGAGUGGCUGGCGCAGUCGGUCCCCGUGCACUGGGCGGAAGAUGGGCUGGUGGCACUGCAAGCGGCCGCGGGGCUCCCGUGGUGGGCCGCCAUCGUAUGCGGCGGCGCCCUGCUCCGCAGCGCCGUCACCUUGCCGCUCGCCGCGCACCAGGGCCGCCUCCUGGCCAAGUUGGAAAAUUUGCAGCCUGAGAUUAAAAAGCUAGCUGAGCAGCUUCGCUAUGAAGUUUCUGUUCGUGGAAAGCAACUGGGUUGGUCUGAAAAGGUUGCCAGAUUCCACUUUAAGAAGAACCUGCAGAGGAUUAUUACAGAACUGUACAUUCGAGACAACUGUCAUCCAUUCAAAGCUACUUUACUGGUGUGGGUGCAGGUUCCAAUGUGGGUCUGCGUGUCUCUUGCACUGCGCAACUGCAGUGUUGGUGCUGUGGACUCAGAAGUUCAAGAACAGUUUUCGACGGGUGGAACACUGUGGUUUCCAGACCUCACAGCACCAGAUUCCACAUGGAUUAUGCCAGUUUCACUUGGACUCUUGAAUUUGCUGAUAGUGGAGAUCUUUGCUUCACAAAAACUGGAAGCUUCCAGGUUCCAGAAGCUUGCUACAAAUUUCUUUAGAGUGUUGUCAAUAGUAAUGAUCCCUAUUGCUGCAACAGUCCCCUCGUCCAUGGCGUUGUAUUGGUUGUCCUCAAGCUUCAUGGGACUCUCUCACAACCUGUUGCUCCGUUCUCCGACUGUUCGCCGACUGUGUUGCAUACCGAGGACCAAAUCUGACUCAGAUACUCCUUACAGGGAUAUUGUGGCUGCCUUGAGUACCAAAUACAGUUUUAAGAAAUAACACGCUUUGAACUGUCGGAAGAGCUAUCCCACAUAAUUCGUGUGUGUCGUUGAGAAGUGGUAUUUUGUUGAGAUGCUCACUGUAAAGUGCUACAGCUGAAAUUAUAUUUCUUUUCCAAAUAAAACAUUGAUCAUCUGGCUAAAAGGAAUGAUUCAUCAACACAAAUACAUGUUUUGGGAAGUUUGGUUCCAAGGAUGUUAGUUUUGCAAUUUGAACAGUCCAGUAAUGCAAGUUUGUCCCCUAAAUUGUAAAGAGUUAUGAAGAUAAAUCUGUGACACAUCUAGGCUACUUUCUUGUAGCAAAGCUGGUUUAACCUAUAGACUAGUGAACAAAAUUUUGGGGUUGGGGAGAGGGUGGAUGGACUUUGCAGUUACUGGCUCAUUUCUUAAUUGAGAUAUCGUCAGUUGAUAUUCACAUGGUUCGUGUUGCAGUCUUUGUAAGAGUUCUCAUACAUGAUUUCCUCAAACUGCAUAGUAAACUGGAUUAUUGUCCAUCUUUCUGCAUUAGAUUUGGAAUUAGGAGGACAAGUUUAUUGUUUCUGGUGAAUCUCUAUCGAGUGACAGCAUUAUGUUGGUUUUUUUUACGUGUCAGUGUAAUUGUAUGUAGGCACUUCUGUAGGGUUAAACUGUGUUUAUGUGUAGCCUUGCUCUGCAUACAUUUUAAGUCAGCAGAUGUGCAUUGUGACAGAACUUAUGUCCCGUUGCUCAAAAGUUUGUGCAAGUCUGAUCUCCUUAAAGGUAAUUUAUCAUCUUAGAGAAGCAGCAAUUGGGGUAGAAAUGCCGUAUCAUUCUCAUACCGCAAAAACAUGAUGCGUGAUGUAACCGGUAAAGUCAGUGCUCAAUAAUAUUUGGUAAGUGGAAGUUAGUUUUAAAGUAACUGUGGUUGUCUGUGUGUGUUUGUGGGGUUUUGUUUGUUGGUUUUGUUUACUGUUCUGUGUUGUGUUGGUUGGUUGGUUAGUUGAUUGUUUGUUUUAAGAAAAAACUGUUCAGCAUUGAGAAAAGAGAAAAGGCAAAGAGAGUACCGGGCUGGCAGCAGCCAACAGUAAGAAAUCAGUGGUCACAUGUCUUCAUCAAGGCUCCGUGCUCCUUUGUUUUAUUCCUCCUGUUGGUUUGCUUCUUGCGUCUUUGUUUCCCUCGUGGAGCAAAAGAUGGGUUGAAGGAUUCACCAAGACUUUGCCCUAUAGACAUGCAGACAUGGCUCUUCAAAAUGUUUGUUUGAACUUAAGCAUUAGUAGCUUUCAGUUCUGAUGUUGCACUGCAACACACGGGUGUAUUUUCACUAGGGACAUUUGUGAUGUUCCCUCCCAUACUUGCUUCAGGAGCAUAAAAAGAUUUUAUAUAAGUGUUAUUUUCUAAUUACAUUUUAUUUAUCUUUACUGUUCAUCAGUUUUACUGUUUCUUUAUGAAUAAUGGUAAUGUAAUCCUCUGUAAUUUUCCUAAGAUAUUUCUUUCCCUUUUGAGGUUUCAGUCAGAGGUUGUACUGUUGCUUGCAAACAUGCAUGCAAUUCUUGUAUACUGGAAAAUGGCUUUGUUGUGACAGUGAGGAAUUGCCUUUGCAAGAUUUUGGCAUUUUGAGUCAUUUUAAAUGUUGGAGAAUUAUUCAUUUAACAAGUGUUGCUGUCAGAUCUGGCUAUAUGCAAAAACAAAGAUGGUUGCUGUUAGUUUUUGCUUAUAGAUUUGUAGAAAGGGUGACUGUAUUCUUCAUGACCUUGAACAGCAUAGCAGGAUUUAGAGAGAGUAUCUAUGGCUCCUGCUAAAGCCAGAGGGAAGCUUUUCCUCAUCUGAAAUGGUAACGGGGUAAGACCUGAUGGGCACAGCUGAUAGUUUUCUUGUGCUGGGUGCCAUUUAAUUAAGGGUAGCGUAAGUAGGCCCUUCUUAUUUCAUAAUAGCUUUAUAGUUGUUUCACCUUUGAUUUCUGUGAAGGUAGUGAAGAGUGUGCGAUUCCUCUCAGUGGCAGAGUGAGGUCAAGUGGUAGGUUUAACAGGUGAUAAAUAAACAAGAAAAAUAAUAAACACUAAUACAGAUUUGAAAGAGUAAGCAGAUGGUCUACAGGGUGUUUGAUUAAAAGGGGACUGGUUGUAGACAAAUAUAUUUAAAGUAAGGAUAGGAAAGGUCUGAAGUGGUUUUGAGGAAGAAGAUAAGAAUGUGGUGGGGUUUUUGUUUUGUUUUUUCAGCAUCGCACCUCAAGUUUACAAGAUGCUGUGAGAGGAAUUAUCUUCCUUCUGGGAUGCAUAACAGAGAAAGUGCUAGUUUAUUCAAGUGGAGCCUGAAGAUAAAUUUUACAGUGCCCUGAAUGUUGUACAUCUGCAGACAUGUACGUUUUCUGGGAGCAAAUGAACUUUCCCAUGUGCCUUUUUUGGCUGUCUGGGGACUGAGGUGACAAAACUCAAUCUCUCAAUGUAGCUCUAUUUAGUAAAGUUCCUAACUGUAGUUGCAGUUUACAUGUGCCUUCUGUAUAUGUAAAUUGAGAGUAAGCUUCUGUAUUUGGGAUGAAGAAAAAGCAAAAAGUGAUUUUUUUCAGAACAUUGACAAAAUAUAAAGUAUGGUUACAGGUUGAUAAUGCAGGCAGCAUCUUUCAGGAAAAAACAGUAAGGUUAAGGAAAUCUUGUUUAUUUCAUAGUCAAACACACACAGAGGAACUGUUCUUCUUUGCCUGUUCCAGGCAUCCAGAAAUUUCAUAUUUCUGCAGUACCACCUUUCUGUCUGUCAGAAAUGCUAGCAGUUUUGGGUGAGGAGUAUUUUGUUGCUGUCUCUCCUAUAGAAAGGAAUACAGUGACUAAAAGAAACAGAUGGGGUUUUUUUUUGGUUGUUCUUGUUUGCUUGGUUGUAUAGUAUUUUCAUUCCAUUUAGUCCUUGAAUGCACAGGUACAUGAACAAUCCACCACAAUGUGUGAACACUGAAGAAGAACUGCUUGAGGAUAUCCUGCACGGUAUUUCUCUUUUCAUUGCUCAGCAGGGCAGCAGGUUGGGGGAAAUAAGAAUGAUUUUAUUUGUGAAGCAGACAGAAGUGGUGAGAAGUACAGAAUAGGAAUUGUAUUUCUCCCAGUAAAGAAAGCACUGACAACUCUGACUGGUAUUUUUAUUUCUGAAUUAUGUAGCAUUAGUUCAGGCAUAAAGGAAGUUGGUGUGGUGCUUCAGCCCUAAUUGCAGACUGGCCACACCCUUGCAUUAUGGUUGCUGCUGUACUCCAUUUACAUUGUGCUCUUUGAAGAAGUGUCCUAGCCUUUCAGUUGAUCACUGGAGCAAACAGUGACUGAGAUCUCAAAUUUCGACAUUUCAGCAAGUAAUGGUGUCUGUCAAAGUACUCCCUAACAAUAAGCUUCCUGUGCAAUACAAACACUGCUUCUAAUUUACAUAUAGUGUCUUGAUAUUAGUAGAUCCUGUUCUUUAAAUUCUUUAAAUUCUUUCAAGACAAUCAAAAGCACUGGAAUUUCUAAACUGUUCUUCCUAGCGUUGCCAAAAAAAGCCCAGUCCUCUGAAAAGCAGAAACAAGUUCCAUGAAUCCCGGGAAUCUCUUAACAUGAAGCUGACUUUUAAACAGUAGCACAAAUAAAUAAAAUGCAGUCGCUGUUUCCACUUCAACACAACGGAUGAAAAUCUGUAAAAAGAGAUUAUUAAAUAGCAUCCCACCUGUGAAAGAUUUGUGCACUUCAGCCACAAAACUGUCUGAAAGCUGUUGAAUGGAAAAGACAGGACUAAUUAUAAAAUCAACUGUAAGGCAGGAAGUGAUGUUCCACUCUGUGCUGAAGAAAGUCUGCGUGCUUCAGACAUCAGUCUUGUGUGAGUGCUGGUACUGUCAAGCACAUGGUAAGCAAGAGGCAAAGUGGAAAGGGGAAGAAUAUUUUUUGUUUAGAGUAUGUAUACCUUUGUACGCGCAUUUGUGUAUACACACACAACUUUCCUUUCUUGCACCCUUUCUUCAAAACUCUAUGAUUUUUAGGGGGCAGCUUUGUUUGCUGUGACUUUUCAGAUUAAAAGCAGGGGCAGUUCAGCAACCUAAAUUCAAACUAGAAACUACUUCAGCUGUUGGAGUGCUCUUUUUUUUCAGGUUUUUUUUUCAGUUUUAGUUAAUACUCACAAUGUGUGCUGAGCAGUCAUGCUUAGACCCUUAGAGGAAGCCAUGAUUUUUGUUCCAAUACCAUUAGACAGACUAAAUAUUCUUAAGGCUGUGUUUCAUGUAAGUGGUUUUGAAUUUCAUAGAAUCACAGAAUGGCCUGGGUUGAAAAGGACCACAAUGAUCAUCUGGUUUCAACCGCCCUGCUGUGUGCAGGGUUGUUAGCCACCAGACCAGGCUGGCCAGAGCCACAUCCAGCCUGGCCUCGAAUGCCUCUGGGGAUGGGGCAUCCACAACCUCCUUGGGGAACCUGUUCUGGUGUGUCACCACCCUCUGUGUGAAAAACUUCCUCCUGAUACCUAAUCUAAACCUUCCCAUGUCUCAGUUUAAAACCAUUCCCCCUUGUCCUAUUACGAUUCACCCUUGUAAACAGCCGUUCCCUCUCCUGUUUAUGUGCUACCUUCAACUAUUGGAAGGCCACAAUAGGUCUCUCUGGAGCCUUCUCUUCUCCAAGCUAAACAAGCCCAGUUCCCUCAACCUUUCCUCGUAGCAGAGGCAUUCCAGCCCUCUGAUCAUCUUAGUGGCCCUCCUUUGGACCUGCUCUAUAAGAGCUCUGCAUCUUUCUCUGUAGCUAUAAGGACUUUGUACUGACCAGCCUAAAACAGAAAGUUGAGAUUGUCUUGUAAAUUAUUAAGUUGCAAGUAGGUAACCUUGCUUUGCAGGCACCAGACAGCAGGCUGAAAGGUGUGAACUCAAUAUUAAUUAUACAUUGGUGGUCGUGUCAUUGAUCUUCCUUUUCCUCUGAUCUAUCAUUACCUGUUUUUCUUAAUUUGCUUUCCGCAUGGAAGAGCUUACUCAAAUACGCAUGUCCUGUAUUAAUCUAAACAAUUGUAUGUGGUGUUUUGGUAUGAUCGUAUGCCUGUGUUGAAAUUAAGUAUGGUUAACAACCUGUUUUAACAGGGGAUUUGGAUUAGUCCUUGUGUACCCUUCCUUUUCACCAUAAAAGCUGUUGUGUUAGCAUGCUAAGCACCAGGACUGUAAAACAAUUGAAGAUACGUGCUUUGUAUCAAUAUUUGGGUUUGAAUUUUUCUUUGUUUCAAUAAACAGUAAAAAACUAUUCAUAUAAACUUUUUUAAAAUUAAGAAUUCCAUAAGUUUUAAAGGAUUUUCUCCUUAAAGAGUUACGAUUAUUGCUCCAUCACUUAAGAUUAUACAGUAUGGUGAUGACUUGGCGAUGUAAGGAUUUGGAUGUCUUAGGGAAGGGACAGUUACUUACUGUAAAUGUGCACAUGUCCGUAUUUGGCAAUUAAAAUGCUAUUUUGUUGAGUUUAGCACACUGUGCAUUAUGUCUGGAUUUGGGAGUAUUAACAUUUCUUGUGAGAACAUUGGUUUUCAGUACAUGUUGCACGUAUGCACCUUCAGGUAAUUGUUGACCUGCACUAAAAAGAUUCUACUUGUUGGAAAGUUCCACCUUACUUCAUUGGUGUGAACAGAUGGGAGCAAACAUUUUAGCACAAAAUCUGAAGCAGUUACUUGAAUUGCAGUGAUGCAUAGAAUGUGCUUAGCAUGCUGCUAUGAUUUUAGCCUUGGAAAACUAAUGGCACUAUAUACUUACAAAUCCUAUUCAUUGUGUGGUUUAGUCUUUUCACUAUUUUCCUUGGUCACUCAUUUAACCAUUGGCUACGUAAUGAAUUGUAGAGCCCUGUUCCUACUACAGUUGCAUUUUGGUACCUUGUUAAAUAGAUUCAAGCUUUCUAAAGUGUAUAAAAAAAAAAAAGAAUUUCCAUAUAGGGGACAUAAGUUUUCUAGUUGCUGUCUCUAACACUAUACUGCAAUAUCUGAGGAUGUCCUACUUUACAGAUUAACGUUCACUGGAUUGCAGCUUUGCAAGUACAGAGAGAUACGGUUUCUGACUGACAGAAGCAAUUUUGGAGAAAGAGCCAAGUUAGAUGCUGUUAUAUUGAUUGUACUGUGCUUGUACAGAUUGGACUCUUGGAGUUGCUUUUACUAUCUGGUUGUGAAUUACAGCACAUAAUUGAUACAGCUACAUCUAUAUGUGGCCAGCGUGUUCUCCAAGAACUUGUGGGGAAACUGAAAGUCAAACAAGGCAAUGAAGGCAUUGUGUCUGAUGAAGAAACAGCUUAAAUGCAUCUGUAAAGCAGGUGUUUUAUGCUGUUUGGGAAACUGGGAUUUGCUGACAAGACUGAUGCAUUCUUCCAUAUUCCAGAGUUGCUUAAUCACUUAAGAUUAUACAAUAUGGUGAUGACUUGGCGAUGUAAGGAUUUGGAUGUCUCAGGCAAGUUCACGUGCUCAUUCUUACAGCAAGAUCAGCUGAAAGCAGCUCGGUGCUGCCGGUGUAUGUCAUUUCUUGUCCAAAAGACCCACAUUAAAAGAAGGGAAGGAUGAUUGUGGCUCAAAAAUAGAAGAGAGGCAGUUUCUUCAAGGUAGAAAAGCAGCUCUUAGUAAGUUUAUGUUGCAGACAUAAUAAUGUUGCAGACAGCUCAAAAGCCACAUUUAAGGGGCCAUGGUAUAGGGUUAGAAUUGAUAUAAUAGAACCUUUUCCAGGAUUGCAUCAGAUGUGGGAAAUCGUUUCUAGGUGUUUAGAAAGGGCUAUGGAGCUUCCCGAAUACUGUCUUGUGAUUCUGUCUCUGCUGAAGUUCCCGUUGCCGAACGUGAAUUUUGAGAGAUAAACAGGCAGUAGGGGGAGCUGCUGCGCUAUGAAGCUGAAGAAGAGCGAUUCCCUUCCUGCCCCUUUGCUAUCCCUUCAGCUUCCUUAGCAUGGUUUAUCUGAAACGGGAUCCUUGUUUCCAGCUUGGGAAUAGAGCCUGCUGAAGGUUCUGGGUGGGACUUUAAACCAGGUACGGCAUUUUCUUUGAAAAAUAAGUAAAAUAGGAUCUCUUGAAAAGCAUAGAGAGAGCCUUGAAACAGAUGGCUGAAAAAUAUCUCGCACAGAUUAACACCUCUGUGGGGACACCAAAAGUUUUACUAAGUAAUAAUACAGAGUGUGCAAAGUUCUUGAACGUGUUUUUGAAAGUCUGCCGCUUUCUGAGAUUUGUGUCACUCUAGGGUUUGAUGAAGAAAUAUUUAUAUUUUUUCCUUGGGAUUAUAUCUGUGUUGGAGUAAGUGAUAUGUGCACGUAUAUAUAAAUGAAGAGGAAAAGCGCAUUUAAUAUAGUUAGAUUUAGAUUUAUAGGUACAUAUACACCAUACAUUUUCAUAAGUAUAUAGUUCUAAAUAUUUGAGUAUAAUCAUAUUCUCAAGAGCCAGCAGAUCCUUGUCAUGGGUAAAGCGCACAUAAUGUCAGCUAAUUUUUGUCAGGAAUUGAUUACAGCGUGACACUUCCCUGUCAAUAAGAGACACAUUUCUAUUAAUUGCUAUGUAAUAAUUAAUAUUAGCUACAAUUUAACUGUCCCAUGCUUUUUUCUGAAAUCCCCAGGAAUCCAUUUGCAACAUAAAGAUUGCUGUUCUGAAUUCAUGUCAGUUAUUUGUGGCCUUUAAGACUCUUUUCUAUAUCAUAGAUAGUUCCAGGUCUGAGCAAACUGUGCACCAAAGAUAAAAGUGAGAGCACACAUAAGACAGACAUUUUCACUUGCAUAAAACUUGAGCGUGAGUUUUGCCAUUCUACCACUCGUGCAAAUUUUCAGUACUGUUUUGCAAAAAACAUGGUGCACCAGCUUGAUAAUCCAGAUGCUCAGUUCUCCGUUUGUUUGUAUAUUAUUCACACCAUUUAAAUUCUGCUUCUAUUAGAGAGUCACUCCCAAGAUCCACCUCUGCAAGUUAAAAGAGACUCAAGUCCCUCUGAAUGUAUGUGGUGGUGAAUUUCUUGCAGUAUUAUUUUAGAUGAAACUUGAAUCUGGAAGAAGAUUGUUGAAAUAAUGCAGCUAUGCAGAGAAGAGGCUGGAGUUGUGGAACUGAAACCAGUCCAGUCAAAUUCAGCAAAAUUUAAAUUCCUUGGAUGAGUUCUUCUCUGAUAGAGCUUAGAAUUUCUGAAAGGUUCUGGUGCAAGUUUGUGUGUGGAGCCUUCAUUGUCCAUAUUGGGUCUCUAUUCCAAAGCCAUAUCCAUUGUAAGAAUAUUCUUUUGUUUUCAGUCCACGUGGAUGAGAUAAGGACGCAGAAAGACAAUAUUCUAUCCUGGGCAGAAAGAGUUUAUCAGCUGUAAAAGUUUAGUGUCUGUAAGACUUUAGCUUUUAUGCUGCAGUAUGGGUAGCAUAAAGUGGCCUUGCAAGUGGUCAUGUAACAGUGCUUUCUGCCAGUAAGUGAGCAGAGGUUGAUUUCUGGAGAAGAAAGCAGAAAACGUUCCUAUGUCUUCUGAGAAACAUAAUUGAAUUGAAGUGGCUUGUAAAAAUGUGUGUUAUUCUUCCUGGAUGACGUCAUAUUAUUUUAAUAGUGUGCUAUAUCAUUCUAAUUGGCCUAACUUAUUCUGCAUGCUUCCUAUCUUGACUUUACUAAAAACAGUGCAGUGUUAAUAGCCAAGCCUCAUAAAUUGGAAUAGACAGAGAGAAUGCUGCUUUAGGUUUCUUUGUAAUAGAAGGGAUGAUACUUUGAGAAAGAAUGGAUUUUCCUUUGUAGCAACUCUUACUAGCUUGAAAUAUUGCAAAGAAGGUGAGUUUGUCAGUGUGACAUUCAAGAUGCAAAUACAAGUAAAAUGUAACACCUUUUACAAAGCACUGGAGAAGAGUGCUGUUGUCUGCCAGAGAAUUUGAAGCUGUUUGCCAGGCCAUCUUGGUGGAUGCUUUAAUAGCAAGUCCAAAUUCUUAAUUCAAAAUUGAGUUUCUAGGGUGGAUUCUUUGAAGUGCAGAGAAUGUUUUGAAAGGCAGGCUGUCGAUUAUUGGCACUUCAGUUUCCAAGAUUUCAGAAAAUCAAAACAUGCCUGAGCAUUUUUUAACUUGCUAUUGUACACACGGGGGUGCUCUAAGUAUAGUUAAUGCUGUUGGUCAUUGGGCUGCCAGAGCUGUAAAAUCUGGGACAAGCAGGCAGGCCUCAGAUUUUUCAGACAUUUUUCUUCUGUCUUUCAUCUUGAUGCUGUUUCAGAACUUAAUCAGCCCAUCCCUUUGCAGCAUUCACUGCUUUUCCACCUGCUUGCUGUCUCUCUUUGAAGUAACCCAGUGUUUAACACUGCUAAUCUUUAAAAUAAUGGAACAAACUUGCUAGCUGAUCUCUCUUUCUGGACUAAGGAUGCCAAAUGGAAAUUGGCAGGUGUUAGGACUCUCUUACUGCCUAGUUGUCUUUGCAAAGCCAUCUGUAUUUGCAGCCAUGUGGCCAGCUGGGAGGAGAACCUCUUUGUUUUUUCUCAUGAUAAUGUUGGACUACUUAUAUUUAACUGACCUGACUUAUUUCUAAUGGUAAAUAAAGUACUGUUUGUUCCUUUGAGGCUCAGCAUAGCACAAAGAGUAACAGCAACUGCUGUUCUUAUUAUUGAGGCUUGUUCCUCUUUUUUAAAGUCUGAGGGAUCACAAGUUUGUAUUUUUAUAAAACAAAAGAGAAGGGAGCGGGCCAAUGGGGAAUUGCACCACAUAAAAGCUGUCUGAGGGAAUGUGCUUAAUCCCAUUUUUUUUUAUUCUUUUUUUUCUAGUUUGUAUUUAGGACUAGUUUAGGCCAUGGUUUCAUAAUAUUAGAACUAGAUAUUGCUGGAUCUCUCAGCAGUGCAAGCAUGGUCUGGAUUAAGCUGGACUAUGCAAUUGCCAUUGUUUCACAUUAGAGGACACAAUUACAGAGUUUUUGCUGACAUCAGGGUUUUUCUUGCCAGUGCCAUGCCAACUGCAGCAGGAUGGAGCAUACUGGAUCUAGCGAAAGGUUAGGCACAGAAAGAGAGGAGGUGCUACGAGCCUGAAGCUACAAAGUUAGCCUGCCAAAACGUUCUAAACAUUCCUAAGUUGGCAAAAUGAAAUAACUGUUUCUGUAGUUAUCCAACUGUCGAUUCACUUGUCAGUUUAAAUGUGGAUGUUCCUAGGGAGUUGAUUUAAGGUUGGAUCUGAGUACUCUGAUUCAGUUUAACUGUAUCUCUGUGUAAAUAUAAUGAAGAUAGGCAUGCAUUAUUUUUCUUCCAGGAUUGUGUGAUUAGUGUUUUGGGAAAAGUUCAAGCACGGUACAGUAGCAACUUGAAAAGAAGGGGUAGAAUCCACUUGCAGACCAGCAUUUUUGCUCAUCUGAAAUGUUAGGAUACAGUUCUCACUAGCAUCUUUUCUGUGCUGAAGAUUGUAUCUGUCCUUCUGCACUCAUAAGAUACAGUGCUGGAAUGGCACGUUCUUGUGUCAGCAUUUCUGGAAAUGUGAAACAUGUUCCUCUCAUCCCAGCUUCCAGGGAAACAAAAAUAAAACGUACUCUCUUGAAUGGCAUUGUAUUUCCGCUGGAAUGGGAGAAAAGUAACCUCUACUUCCUUCUGCUUAGAAACUAAGGACCCUGAGCUGGAGUGAACAUCAGCUUACCUGGCUAUUACCUAGUAUAUCUGAAGUGAAGAAUUGCUAUUGCCUUGGUAAGCAGUGAGGGAAACUGGAUUGUUACUCAGCUGAUAAGCUUUCUCACCUUUCCUCAGUUUGUGUCCUGCCGAGCCUACUGCAGCUGCUUCCGAAGGUCUGACAAAUCCCAAUCAGAGACUCAGCAGAGAAUUUCUGCAGCCCAGUAAUUGAUCUUUAAUAGAACUGCCAUUACUGUUGCUAAUUUGUAUCUAGCCUUCAGUCAGUAGAUGCCAGGCUGACAUAGGAAAAUUGAAAGUCCCUAGCAAGGACAAAACUGUUUCACCAUACUGAUGAUUUACUAUAAUUGGUUUCAAAGUUUUGCAUCCACACAUGAACAGUAAAAAAGAUGUUUUUGAAACUUAUUAUUAGAGUACAGCUGGGAAAUUGUGAUACAAUCAUAAGCUUGAUUUUUGCUUUGUAAGUCCAAGUCUUAAAUGCAUUAAAUGAAGGAGCCAAAAAGAUUGAAAAGCUGCUUGGAAUGUUGAUGUGUACCACGCAUGUUGCAACAGGAAUAUGUUGUUAAUUAGAAACAAAUGCCAGCCUUCAGCAUCAGCCAGUUUGGGGUAAAAGGCCUUGUCAGAUGGACCUCAUUUUGUUUAUCUUGUAUUUGCCUGGGGACCGUUUUCUCGAUGUUGAUCAAAAGUGGUGUGUAAUUGUUCCAUAGAAGACAGAAUGCAAAACUAUGGUAAAUGACUGAUCCUUGAAAGUUCAAGAGGCUGAGUAGAAGUCUUUGAAUUGUAGACCAAAUACAUUCUUGCAGUUAGAACAAGCCAAGAAGUUGUUCCUUCAAUCUGAUUUAUAAAGAUGAAUUGUUUUAAUUUACACUGAGAUGGGCUAGGAGUCUUCAGACUCAGACAUGGUAACUUUAGAACCACUAGAACUUGUGUGGUAGAGUCACUGGACUUAUUUCAAUCUUCCUGGUUGAGUACUAGAAUAGAUAGCCAUCAUAACUACAUUUUUGGGUUUGGUACUUGUUUUGCUUUUCUUUGGGAACACAUUUCAAGAAAUGCUGGAAUAUAACUUUUUCUGACAGAAAAUUUUAAAUAAAAAUUUGUCUUGUAGUUUUUGAAAAGCUGAAUUGAACUUAAAGGGUCUAUUUGAGUCUGUUUGGUCUAUUAUCUCCUUCCUGGUUGAAGUAUCCUGCUAUGUGGCAAUUGUAAGAAAGAGUAUUAUUUUUCAAUGCUUGGGAGAGAUGAAUAGCAGUGGAACAUUGUCUCGCUGUAGGCUCUUCUGAGUAUGAUUUCUUAACUCAAGAUCUUUUAGAGCUGUUGCCUUCAGUGCAUUAAGACUAGACCUUAUGUAGUAGAUGGGGAGAAGGUUAUAGCCAGAGAUGGUUGAGCGUUCAUGAAAAUGGUAAUGUGGACAUCUGUGGUUACAAGCUGAAAAUGUGUUUUUAAUGAUGUUUUCCUAAGUUUUCAGCGUAUGAUGUAGCAUCAUUAUUAGAUUUGAAUUUAUUAUACUUAAGAUCAUUUUCAUUAGUUCUCAUUAUUUUAAUAGUGAAGGCAGUGAGGAAAAACUCAGAUGCAAAUACAGCCUUGUCCUUGGUGGUGGAAUUGUAACUCCAGAUCCCAAGGUGUGUUGCCACUUUGCAGGAUAAGUUUGCUGUUGGUUUAUACUACAACAAUUUGCUUUGAUUGGUUGAGUUUCUUAAAUCUGCCUCUGAGAAUACAGUCUCUGAAAAGUGAGUGCGUGGAGGUGGCUUGGCUUCUCACCCUAAUAAUUAAUAUCCCCCUUUUUAGGAGAAGGGAUCAUUCCCUCAUACGAUACUGGAUUAUGAAUUGUGGUCAAGGACAUGCAUGUCUAAAGAGAUCUAGUUUGCUAUCUGCACACCUGGCUUUCUCUGCUAAUAGCUUUUCAUUUUGGUUUCUUUUUCUGAAGCUUGCCAGCGACCACCUCUCUCACUGUUUCUUGCCAUGAUUCUUGGUCAUGUAAGUUGCUUUCUUUUCUAUACUCAAGGAAGUAAGGUAGGGGAAAGAGGAGGUGAUUGUAUGCAUUCCAGCAUAAGCAUGGAUUUGAUGAUACUGGAUGGGUGUAAAUGUCUUGCUGGUUUUAAAACAAAGCAUGUCGCUAAAAGUGUCUGGUUGAUAAAAUGUAAGAAAGAUAGAAUAAUUCCUUUAAUGCCAAGGAACUUUUCCUGUGGCUUAAAUCAUUGCACUGGAAAAGGUUAGGUCCAGGACAGGAGACCAGAUAAUAAAGAAGAAUGUGUGCUAUCAGUCUGGAAGUGUAGGAGUCUCAUGCUUGAAAAAUCUUUUUUAGAAAGAUGUUGCCCAUUUAAUAAAAUAACUUCAGAUUAGGUUAAAAAUAAAAAUUGACAAGCUAGGUAGCUUUCUAGAAGCAGAAGUGGACAUAUUUCCCUGGCAUUGGUUGUCAUAAGCUUUUCUUGCAGGGGAGAGGUUGUGGUAAAGCUUGCUACUAAGACAACAGCCAGUCUUGCCAACCUGUUCCUUCCUGGACAAAUCUGAUGACCGCUACGUGAGCUCCAAGCCCAGUGUCAUGCUGCUGAUUUGUGUGAAAAGAAAGGAAACAUAAAAAGAGAUCUUUCUGAAAGGGAGAAAACUUAAACUUUCUCGCAUCUUUAGUAAGGAUGCGUAGCUUUGAAUAGCUAGGAGAGAAUUGUGGAUUAAGAAACUCUGGUCUUUUUCAUUUCACUGAAGAAAUGUGGAAUGAAAUUUGAGGAAUCCUGAGAAUGGCAGGACACAUUUCAUUCUGUCACAGUGUUGAGUUAAAAUUAUUCUCUUCACAAUUGCUGAGUGCAAAUGCACUAGUUUUACCUUUUAUCCUUGAUCCCAGUUCAACUUCCAGUGAAAGGUGGGUGUUGUUUGGUUGGUUUGUUUUUUUUUUGAACAACUUUGUGUAGUAUUAUUUUCACUGUUAAAUGAGGCAGAGAGUUUAGAAUCAGGUUUUUAACAGGUGCAGCACCACUGUAUGUGUCAGUACCCCUUUCAAAAUUUGAGCUGCAGGCAUUCACGCUGUAAUGUAAAAUGCAGAACCUGUCAGCAGUCAACUACAGCAAUGUUUACAGGUAGUCAUACUCUUUAAUUUUUUCCUGUUUGUGUUUGUUGUUUCAAGACUAAAAAAAAAAACUUCCUUUGAUUUGGGCAUUGAAGCCUGAAGUGUUCAGGAAAACAAAAGAAGUGUUGAGUUCUCAGUUGUAGGUUGGACAUCAAAAGGGGAGCAUGUGUAUGCUGAUUGUAAAUGGUUAGAAGGGCUCAAAGGAAGCAUUUGGCAGAACUAGGAGAGGAAAUGAGAUUUUUUCACGUUUGGAUUGUAACAAAAUCCAUACACUUCUUGUGUGAUGCACAUCCGUAUCUUUUGUACUGCCUUCAGUUUCCCUUUUUCAUUAUGAAGUAGUUGUGUGUUCAGACGAUACCCUGGAAAAUACAACUAUGUGUGCUUUCACUUAAAUGCUGCGUAAACUGAACAAAGAUGUUUUCCAAACGGAAUUGGGAUUUAUAGAUACGCAGGCCCAGUUUUGAGAUAGCUGAGCCUUUUUUCAGUAAUCAUAAAAUGCUUUUAGAAUUGUGAGGCAAAAGAUCUGUUCCCCUGGUUUGAUUCUCAAGAGUCUUUUUACUGUCAGUAGUACCUCUGUUAAAUAAUAUCUUACGUCUUGCAGAUGAUUACGUGAUUUUAACUUUGAUAAACCUGGGUAAAGUUGAAUAUAUGCAAGUUAAUUAUUUCCAAAGUUUAUUUGCAAAGGUAGACAGCUGCCUCUUGGAUAUUUUCUUGAAAUAGAAUGUGGGUGGAACAGGGAAAGUAGGAGGAAAAAUGCUGUUCUAGUUUUACAUGCAGCUUGGAAAAUUCUCAGUAUUUUGCUGUUCAUAUUGUCACUCUCACUACUAUGUGGUGUGUCUAGCAAAUAGACCUUUCAGUGUGGCAAACAAUAUUGUUCCUUAAGUGCAUCUCCAAAUCCUUGUGGACCUACUGCCUAGCAAAUGGAUGCAGGCUGUUUUUUCCCACCUGACACUGUACUAUACUAAUAUCUCAAGUGAAGUGAAAUGAUUAUUUGUGUAUCACCAGAAGCUGUGAACUCUUUUAGUACAGCAGCAGAGUGUAGCAGUGGCCAUGAGUGGUAGGUGUGAUACACAGAGCUGACGGUUUGUGUAGCUGGAUGUGUUGGAAUGAAACAGAGUGCCUAGUGGAUUGUGAGUAUAAGUAUAUGGGCAAGUAUAAGUUAGUUUGCAUUAGUAUAGCAUUCGUUUGCAUUAGGGGCUCAGGCCCAGGCAGGAAUCGCAGAAGCAAGAGUGGGUUUGUCACUUUAAAGGCUCAGAAAGUAUUGCAGACACCCAGUAUCAGCCAGCACCAUUUAAAGUGAGUGACUAGGAAACAUUUGCAGAUAGUGCAACCCACUGUGCCAUGCUAUAAUACAGGAAAAAUUUGUUCUCUUGAGUGUGAGUGUAUGUCUUGGUAGAGUGUGCCAUUCAAGUUAAGACUCAAAUGGCUUAAACUGAGCAAACCUAGCAGGAAGAUAACACACGAUCUAAGAUGAUAAAUGCUGGUUAAGUGUUUGAAAUCAUGAGGGUAGGACUAUGAUGGAUUCUGUGAUAUUUCCAGCAGUCACAUUCAUGGCAGUUAUGCAGACUCGGUUCGUAGUAGCAGAGCAUCUUGCUUUAGGCUGAACAAACGUUUUGUUACAGGGAACAGUUUGGUAAUUUGAGUCUUGCGUCUUGUGGCUUUUAACAUUUGGGUUCUGAAUGGGUUCUGUGUUGACAGAGUGAGACUGACUGGCUUCAUGAACUGUUUGGAAUUUCUGUGCUUGUAACAAAAAGAGAUGCUAAGGUGUGAUUUCCAGCCUGCUCUUUCAGAGAAAGGAAAGGACCACUUGCUGCUUUAUAGGUCCCCUUAUCUUCAACACCUGUGGAAAUCACAACUGGAUUAAAAAAAAAAAAAAAAACCAGCUGUAUUCAAAUGGGAGCCCAGUUGGAAGGAAGCUGAGAUGCAGGAAUUCAGUUUUGAAUAAUAGACAUAAUUGCCCUUAAGGGUUCAAAUUAAACCAUUUUGGUUUGCAUGCUUGACAUAAGCUGAUGGAAAUCAUAUGGAGUGUAACUACAGAUUAAUGUAAGUCAGGAAACAUACUUUUGUAAGGAAGUGAGAGUCAGAGAGACUGCACUGUAAAAAUGCAAUGUGGUCUAACCUUGGUUGGUUAAUAAUGUACUUUAAUGGGAGUUGCUGCAGGCAGAUAAAAUUCUCUUCUGCGUGAAUUUCUGAACAGUUAGGCUAGGAAGGGAAAGGAGAAACAUGGAACUUGAACUCUCUUUAUGGCUUAGAACUUGAGCCCUUUUUGUCUAGAAAUAAUUAAAGGAGAAAAUCUUUUACUAGGACCAAGACAGCUGCUUAUAAGUGUAUCUAAUAAAAGUCAAAUAGUGGCAGUAUUCUCUAGGCGCAUUAUUUCUAUUUUGGAAUUUGGCAAAGAAGAACUUUAAUUUAGAGAAUUCGUAUUGAAGUAGUCUAAAACUUGUGGGUGCAGCUGAAGGGAUUUACAGUAUUGAGUGCUCAAGUUUUGUGCAUUUAUUUCCUUCUUUUUUUUUUAGCCUAGCUGACCAGUCUGCAUAAAGAAACAAGAUUUUUUGUAAGGCUCUGUAGUGCAGAGGAAUUUAAAACUACACUGCUUCUUAUUUAUUCUUAUCUAAAACUAGACUGCUUCUAAAAAUGUUUUCAUCCCUAAGCACGAUGAUGUUCUUCAAACUUAAGAACCAUUCAGAGUCAAAAUAAAUAUACCUACACUAUCCUCCUCACGAGUGCCUUCUUGUACAUUUUUUUUUUUUUAAUACAGAAAGCCAGCAAGCCUUGGCACACCUUUCUAAUCUGAAACACAACGAAAUCUGUCACUCACUUUUGCUGAGUGUUUAAGCCCCAGGAAUUGUGUUUUUAAUCUGUUCUGCACAUAUUCCUGUGGUUCACAUUUUUUUUGCUAAUUAAAAUACUGCAUACUUCUUUCACUCAACUGAUGAGAAACGUUUGUACUCCAUAUUUCCAGGAAUUUUUUUGAUACUUUCUAGAGUUACAGUUGAGACACCACGUCCUUAUCAGCUUUUGUAAAUGGAGGAGAUCUGCGGGAGCAGAUGGCUAAGUUAAAAGGAAAUUAGUGAGUGACUACAACCAGGUCCAUUGAUUCCAAAGCUGUAAUAUUUGCAAAGCAGCACUGUUCUUCAUCUGUAAAUCUUCUGCAGUUCAUGUUUUUUAUUUAGUCACUGCCUGUAUAAUUCUUGCUGCACAGAAUGCAGCUAAUACUUUUAUUUUAGAAAAUAAGCAACCUCAGAUUAAUUGGAUAAUAAAAGCUUUGCUAUGCUUGUGUUUUUCUCCUUUUGAUGCUAUUACCAGAAGACUGAGAGAUAAGCUUUAUUUGUUUGGAGAUAUCUAGAGUAAUAUUUUCAACAAUAAGCCCCCGAAGAUCAAAUAUGCAUGUCUCCAAUUUUUUUUGUGUAAUAUAUGUGACCUUUCUCCCUUAAAAUCCAGAUUAUCUAGAAUGAUGUAAUUGUGGAAAUCAGAAGAUGAUCGAAGCAGUGAUGCUUUAGAACACAUUAAUACAACGUAUGUUUGCUUUUUAAUAGGUAGUACUUCAGGUAUUUCUGCUUCUCUUUGCUGCAGCGUACUGAUGGUGAUAUGAGUGGGUCAAAAUAGAACAGAAUGCAGCUGACAGACUAGCAAGAGCUUGGAGCUUGUGCAUAUUUACUUUUCCAAUGCAGUCGAUGAAUCCCCUUAAGGAAUGGAACUGAAAUGAGAACAGUCUGGCUCUAAACUAACUAUAUAUCAUUUUGUUGGUGUCACAAGCUAUUUCCUCGUGUGACAGUUCAGAGUUCGAUUUGAAGGCCUAUGUGGAAAAUCAGCCCAAAGUGUGGAGGGUGUUGAAAUGCAAAAGUGAGGACUGGACCACAAUAUAGUCUUUUAAAAAUCCCUGUGGUAGUUUUUUAAGAAGAUAGGGAAAACAAAUUCUGAAGGUCUAGCUAAGCUCAAAUUUGUUUGCUGCUUUUAUAAUAUUCCAAAUUCUACAAUACGAGGUUUUAUUCCUACAGUCUUAAUGCAAAGUACAGAUUUAUCAUGCAGACCUAAGCAAAGGAGAUCUUGUGUUACUGUGUUGUCCUUAUAAUGGCUGUCAGCAUCUCUGGGCUUGUAAUAGUUUCUUAUUUUUCUUGAUUGCCAUUUGGAUACAUACCACUGUGACCUACUUUACAGGGUCAUAGUCAAACAGGACUUCUGGUCUCUGUGAUUAAACCUUUGUGGUCACUUCUUAAUAAAUUAAUUGCUUGUGCUUUCUUCUUGCUCUUCAUUUGUUUUCUGACCUGUAAGGUGAAAGCACAUUUCCACAUUUUUAUCUUCUAUUGGAAACUGAAUAUAUUCAACCAGACUGAAAUCCCUGCGAAAAGAAGAUUCUCCCUAAAGGGUAAGAGUUCCCAAUCUUGUUAUUGCUGUGAAGUUAAGUAGAGUUUGGUGCAACCUAUAGUUAAGGGGCCUAAUUGUGG
Molecule: messenger RNA, 19072 nt
Organism: Lagopus muta (rock ptarmigan)
Lineage: Eukaryota; Metazoa; Chordata; Aves; Galliformes; Phasianidae
Product: cytochrome c oxidase assembly protein COX18, mitochondrial
Exons: 6
Coding region: 156-1109 (317 amino acids)
Biological process (GO): mitochondrial respiratory chain complex IV assembly; protein insertion into mitochondrial inner membrane from matrix
Cellular component (GO): mitochondrial inner membrane
Molecular function (GO): membrane insertase activity
Source: RefSeq, a predicted model, not a curated record